CUGGCAUUGCUUGAAUGUCUUUUGUCUGGCCUCCCAUCUGAAGCCUCUGUCUCUCAGAAGAGGUGAUCAAGCUUCAUACAGAGCAGAGAGGACACAAUGCCAAACUUAGGUGGUAAGAGACACUAAAGCCAUAUAAAGCUGAGAACUGAUGACUUUUGGUCAAAAUAAUGGAUUCACGUAAAGCAAAUGGCAUCUCACCAAAAGACAAUGAAAGAAAAAAAAGGCCGCCUUCUUACUCCGUCGAGACACCCUAUGGAUUCCAUCUGGACCUAGACUUUCUAAAAUAUGUUGAUGACAUUGAAAAAGGCAACACCAUCAGAAGAGUGCCUGUGCAGCGAAGGCAAAGAGGACAAAACAAUGGCAUCAUAUCGCGUAACUUAAGCCUACCAGGUUAUGGAUGCAGGGCACCUCAGUGGAACUCGUUCAGCACUUUAUGGCCCAAAACCCAACUAGGAGACUCUCAUCAACACUUUGACUUUCACUCAGGUGACAUUACAUCUGCUGGCUAUGCUAGGAGAGGAGUUCCCUAUAAGUCCUUAACAACGUCAGACAUGGAUGCUAGUAUUAAAGCUUUUGAUGAGCAGCCUUUAGGAUGUUAUGUUAGGCCAAAUCUCCUGAGAGCUUCCAGUUUACCCUUAACAGUUUUACUGAGACAACACUCAGAGUCAACCGAAGACCCAACCAGCUCCAAAGAAUACCUAUCAGAGCAAAACGGUUCUUCAGAUGAUGUCUUUAAUUUAUCCUACAGCAGGAUGUGUGGGAUGAACGGGACCCUUCAGCGGCUCACAGCAGCUCUGGAGCGGGUUGGGGAACUGGAGACGGAGAUCAGAGUCAUUCCUGAGCUCAAGACACAGAUAUGUAUUUUGCAAGAGGAGCGAGAACGGCUUUUAGUCCAACUGCAUUCCCAAAAUGACACAACUGGUCCUCUGGAUGUUCCUACUUUUCCUUCUCAAACAAAUAACUGGGAUGCUGCCGUGAUAGCCAAAGGAAAUACACAACAAGCUGGUGAUGAUUGGAUGAAUCGAGAAUAUGAGCGACUCGAGAAGAACGUCAAGGCUUCUUCUGAGCAGGUUGAUGCAGUUGCGACACCUACGAUCACACACAAAAUGCUUCCACGGAAGGGCAGAGAUAUGUUGGAUAAGGAAGACCAAGCCAAAUCACUUGAUACUUUAAAGAAGAAAAUUGUACAUUUAGAACAGGAACUUCAUAGACUUGAGGUAGAGCUAGAGAGGACAAGAGCUCUGUUGAAGCAGCAAGUAGAGGAGAGCCAUUUCAAGGAUGAGAAGAUCAAACAGUUGACCAUACAUCUUAACACAAAGAGUACAGUGACCAGUGGGACUUUACCUGAGGCUACCAUUGCAAGUACACAAAACGUGAAACCUGUUAUAGAAUCAUGUGACGCUCUAACAGGUGGGCAAGAGAUGCACACGCAGGAGGCAAUUUUAACUCAAGGACAACCUUCAGUUUCACAUGCAGACAUGGAACACCAUGUAAAACAAUUGCAAGAGCUCCUUCAGGAGCAGUGGGAAUGUCUCUGCAAAGAUGACUUAUCAGGAAAAACAUCUUCUGAGCACUUGCCACCACGCGUCUGCAAUAUUCAAGAUCAGUUAGUAACUUUGGUCAUGCUGCUUUCCCUCUACGUGUUUUCUAGUGGAGAACGAGAACCAGAAUCCAAAAUGGAAGAGCUUGUUCCUGGGGUGGAGUACAAGAACCUAAAAAAAGAAAGUCUGAAGACAGUCAGUUCAAGACAAAGUGAAAGUGAAAAGGACUUUUACCUUAAGAAGAAUACCAAUCUGGAAGCUGGCAAAGGACUGACAUCACAGACAACGUACCCCACAGUAAAGACAGGUAAAACUGAAGAUGUGAAUACCAAUACAAAAGAAGAUGCCAUAUAUGAUGGGACCACAAAACAGAAAGAUCUCUAUAUGCAAACGAGUAAAGUUAUAGAUGGGGAUCAGGCAAUGAGAGAGGAUUCCAAUCUGAAAUCACAGACACAGAGAGAAGAAAACAGGGAAGCCGUGAAUAAAGAUUUCAUAGAUGCAUGUUGUUUCCUGAAAGACCACAUGGAUAAAGUGUCAGAACCUGAUGAUGAAAUGAGCAAGACUCUCACUGUAGUGUUCCAGCAGUGGUUCAGCAUGUCUGCUGAGGAGGAUGCACGCGCUGACAUUCUUUCUUUGUAUCUCAGUGAGGUUAACUCACAAACACCCACAGUUCUUCCCUUCCUGGUCAACAUGGCAGAUGAUAAUGGGAACACUGCCCUGCAUUACAGCGUGUCUCACUGUAACUUCAGCAUUGUCAAGAUCCUUUUAGACACAGGAAUGUGCAAAAUAGACCUUAGAAACAAGUCUGGGUAUACAGCUAUCAUGCUGGCCUCCAUGACAUCUGCAGAAUCUCCAGGGGACCUGAAAGUGAUCCAGCAACUGAUGGAGCUUGGUGACGUCAACAGCCGUGUUGGCCAGGUGGGACAAACAGCUCUCCACUUGGCAGUAAGACAUGGACGCGUCCCAAUAGUGCAUCUCCUGCUGGCACAGGGGGCAGAUCCUAAUGCCCGGGACCAUGCAGGAAAUACUCCACUGAUCAGCGCAUGCGAGCGGGGGCACGUCAACGUUGUGCGAAUUUUGUUGGAGGAAGCGAACUGCGAUGUCAAUUUAAAAGACAAGGGUGGGCGCAAUGCAUUAUCUCUGGCGACACAGGCCUCUCAUAAAGAGAUUGUAGAUCUUCUGAAAGCCCGCGUAGAAACCAAGAGCUCAGAUAAGUGCAAGGUAUCCUAGGAUGAAGCAUGGAUAUCUCAUUCCUCCCUGCAAAUAAUGUCUCUGUGCAUUUAUAUUUUAAUAAGCUUUUAUGUACAGUUACUUUUGAAAAGGUUUUAAUGAAUUUAUUGGGAAAGCCACACCAAUACGUUAAUGUUAAAACUGUAUCUCUAAUGUGUUUGCCUGUAUGUAAAUAUGUCUGAUAAUAAAACCACAUCUUAUUA
Messenger RNA from Triplophysa rosa, 2974 nucleotides. Its product is annotated as KN motif and ankyrin repeat domain-containing protein 4-like. The record is from RefSeq and is a predicted model, not a curated record. Gene Ontology annotation, molecular function: protein binding. Gene Ontology annotation, cellular component: cytoplasm; cytoskeleton. The transcript has 10 exons. Lineage: Eukaryota; Metazoa; Chordata; Actinopteri; Cypriniformes; Nemacheilidae. Bases 168 to 2771 code for a protein of 867 amino acids. Gene Ontology annotation, biological process: negative regulation of actin filament polymerization.